AAUUUGUAAAAACGAUUUGUAUGUGUAUGUGCAUGAGACGGCAUCAUUGUUUUAUUUAUAAGGAGAGAAAAAGUGGUCAUUUAAAUUAUUUGAAAAUUAAAUAGUUAAAUAUUUGAAAAUGUCAUCACGUUACGAUCGAGCAAUUACCGUUUUUUCUCCAGAUGGUCAUUUACUUCAAGUUGAAUACGCACAGGAAGCUGUACGAAAAGGUUCCACUGCUGUAGGUGUUCGUGGAAAGGAUGUUGUUGUUCUUGGAGUUGAGAAGAAGUCUGUGGCUAAAUUACAAGAAGAACGCACUGUCCGCAAAAUAUGCCUUUUGGAUGAUCAUGCAGUUAUGGCUUUUGCAGGUUUGACUGCUGAUGCAAGAGUACUUAUAAACAGAGCUCAAAUAGAAUGUCAAAGUCACAAAUUAACUGUUGAAGAUCCAGCCACAUUAGAAUAUAUUACAAGGUAUAUUGCAGGCUUAAAGCAAAGAUAUACUCAAAGCAAUGGUAGAAGACCUUUUGGAAUUUCCUGUUUAUUGGCUGGCUUUGAUUAUGACGGAGUUCCCCAUUUAUAUCAGACUGAGCCCUCUGGAAUUUAUUAUGAAUGGAAGGCAAAUGCUACUGGACGCAGCGCCAAAACUGUUCGCGAAUUUCUUGAGAAAUAUUAUUCAACUGACGAAGUUGCAUCUGAAAAGGGUACCAUUAAAUUGGCUAUUAGAGCUCUAUUAGAGGUGGUUCAAUCUGGUCAGAAGAAUUUAGAAAUAGCAGUUAUGCGCAGAGGUCAACCUUUACAAAUGUUAGAUACAGAUACAAUUGGAGGAUAUGUCACUGAAAUUGAAAAAGAAAAAGAAAUUGAAGCGGAAAAGAAAAAGCAGAAAAAGUGAAUAUUUUAAUUUUUAUAAUGCAAUUAUCCAUAUUGUUAAAUCUUUUAAUAAAAGAAGCAUUUUGAUUCGUGAAAA
Messenger RNA from Leptopilina boulardi, 943 nucleotides. RefSeq names its product proteasome subunit alpha type-7-1 (gene Prosalpha4). Gene Ontology annotation, cellular component: proteasome core complex; nucleus; proteasome core complex, alpha-subunit complex. The record is from RefSeq and is a predicted model, not a curated record. Bases 119 to 868 code for a protein of 249 amino acids. Gene Ontology annotation, biological process: ubiquitin-dependent protein catabolic process. The transcript is spliced from 6 exons. NCBI's taxonomy places the organism in Eukaryota, Metazoa, Arthropoda, Insecta, Hymenoptera, Figitidae.